This is a messenger RNA of Notolabrus celidotus (New Zealand spotty), 1652 nucleotides long. It is a transcript of the gene blmh, whose product is annotated as bleomycin hydrolase. Bases 136 to 1494 code for a protein of 452 amino acids. Gene Ontology annotation, cellular component: cytoplasm. The record is from RefSeq and is a predicted model, not a curated record. Gene Ontology annotation, biological process: L-homocysteine catabolic process; proteolysis; response to toxic substance. The transcript has 12 exons. NCBI's taxonomy places the organism in Eukaryota, Metazoa, Chordata, Actinopteri, Labriformes, Labridae. Gene Ontology annotation, molecular function: cysteine-type aminopeptidase activity.
CGUCAGAACCAGUCCGUCAGGAGAUAAACCAGCGCACCUUGUGCGCACCCACUGAAUGACUGUGGGUGAAUAAAAGAAACAAAGAGACAGAGACUUUUCGGGAACACAGACAACGUUCCUCGACAUUUUUAAACCAUGGAGAACGGUCUGAGUACGGAGAAGGUAGCCACCUUCCUCAAGCGGCUGCGGGCUGAGCCACGCUACCUGUUGGCCCAGAAUGUAUCGACCUGCAUCGACCCGUUGGAGGUCUGUCUGCACCGGCAGACUGUCCAGGAUACAGUGCAUAUUUUUCAGCACUCCAUUCCCACUGAGGGCAAGCCCAUUACCAACCAGAAAAACUCAGGGAGAUGUUGGAUCUUCUCAUGCCUCAACGUCAUGCGACUUCCCUUCAUGAAAAGGUUUAACAUAGAGGAGUUUGAGUUUAGUCAGUCGUAUCUGUUUUUCUGGGACAAGAUCGAGCGGUGCUACUACUACCUCCAUGCCUGUGUGGAGACGGCACAAAGGAAGGAGCCAGUAGAUGGACGCCUGGUCCAGUUCCUACUCUCGAAUCCAACCAAUGACGGAGGACAGUGGGACAUGCUGGCCAACCUCAUCGAAAAGUAUGGAGUCAUUCCAAAGAAGUGCUUUCCAGAGUCACACAGUUCGGAGGCCUCUCGAAGAAUGAAUGACAUUCUUAACCAUAAGCUGAGGGAAUACUGCCUAAGACUGAGGAACAUGGUGGCCAGUGAUGCAACUAAAGCCGAGCUGUUUGAUGCCAUAGACACCAUGAUAGAGGAGGUGUUCCGGGUAGCCAGCGUGUGUCUUGGCAGCCCUCCUGAAACUAUCUGUUGGGAGUACAGAGACAAGGACAAGAACUUCCAUCGCAUGGGACCCCUCACCCCUCAGGAGUUUUACAGAGAGCACGUCAAGCCCUUAUACAACAUUCAGGACAAAAUCUGCCUUGUGAACGACCCUAGACCCCAAAACCCCUACGGGAAGCUGUACAGUGUUGAGUUUCUAGGUAACAUGGUUGGUGGCCGCAGCACUCUGUAUAACAAUCAGCCCAUCCAGCUGCUUAAAAAGGCCGCGGCUGAUUCCAUCAAGGAGGGGGAGGCAGUGUGGUUUGGUUGUGAUGUCGGAAAACAUUUCCAUGGCAAGCUGGGCAUUAAUGACUUGAAUGUGUUCAACCAUGAGCUUGUGUUUGGAAUCUCUGUGAAGAACCUCUCCAAGGCAGAGCGACUGAUCUAUGGAGACUCCCUCAUGACCCACGCCAUGAUUCUCACUGCUGUCACAGACAAGGACGGGAAAGACGGCUACGAGAAGUGGAGGGUGGAAAACUCCUGGGGAGAUGAUCGUGGGAACAAAGGUUACCUGAUUAUGACGGACGACUGGUUCUCCGAGUACGUGUAUGAGGUGGUCGUAGACAAAAAGUACCUAACCCCCGAUGUCCUUGAAGUGAUGCAACAGGAGCCAGUUGUACUUCCUGCUUGGGAUCCAAUGGGAGCCCUUGCAUAACUACAGAAAUGAAGAUUUAAGCCCCAACCCCGGGUCUAUUCAACUCCGCCCUGUUCCUUGGCUGCUUUUACUUCUCUAAUUAUUACUCCCCACAUCCUUCCAAACAAGCCUGUUCUUCUAGAUAAAAUAAUAAAGAUUUUGUUUUCUUUUUUACUGGA